Molecule: messenger RNA, 967 nt
Organism: Morus notabilis
Lineage: Eukaryota; Viridiplantae; Streptophyta; Magnoliopsida; Rosales; Moraceae
Exons: 9
Coding region: 41-967 (308 amino acids)
Cellular component (GO): chloroplast
Source: RefSeq, a predicted model, not a curated record
GAAAUAACGGUUGGACGAGGGAAACCGAGCAUGCGGUCCAAUGUCCAUGGCGGUUUUUCUUCCUUCAACACUCUCUCCACCUCCCUCUCUUCUCACCUUUCCUGAUCACACCUCAUAUUCCCGGCCACUCUACUCCAACUCUCCCGCCAUCUUCACCAUUAAAAAGCGUCUUCUCUUUCGUUGCUCGGCAAAGAAGAAAAUCAGCUUCACGGACCAAAUUCUUGAUUACAUCGAAGGGGGUCCCAAGUUGAGGAGAUGGUAUGGGGCACCCGAUCUCCUUCCUAAAGACGGGCCCACUGUUGAGGACGAAGACGAAGAUUCCGAUGAAAUCAGGGAUGCAGUUUUGGUAACUGACGGAGAUAGCGACAUUGUUCAGAUGGUUAUAUUGUCGUUGAUUGUCAAAAGAUCCAAAAUUAAAGCCUUGGUCAAGGAUAAACGGGCUGCACUUGAAGCCUUUGGAACAUAUGUGGAUUCAUUGGCAGGAGAUACAACGGAUAGACCAUUUUUAAAAAGAGCUUUAAGAGGAGUUCGGACCAUAAUCUGCCCAAAUGAAGGCUUUUUAUCUAAUGCUGGAAGCUUGAAAGGGAUACAACAUGUAAUUCUCUUAUCGCAGUUGUCUGUUUUUAAAGCAGCCGGUGGCAUUCAAGCUCUCAUGAAAGGCAAUGCAGUAAAAAGGGCUGAGAAAGAGGAGUCAACACUGGUGGCAUCUGGAAUACCUUACACCAUCAUCAGGGCUGGCUUGUUACGAAACACUCCAGGUGGAAAUCGAGGCUUUAGCUUUGCAGAGGGCAGUGCAGCAAAAGGAAGUCUUAGCAAGGAGGAUGCUGCCCUUAUUUGUGUGGAAGCAGUUGAUGCAGUCCCUCAAACUGGAUUCUCAUUUGAGGUGGUUAAUGGAGAAGAGAAGGUUUCAGAUUGGAAAGAAUGUUUGGCCAGGUUGAUGGAAAAAACAGGACAGAAACCUCAGUGA